CUGUGUCAGUGGAGAGCUAGAAUAGGAUCAUGGAACUGUUCCCGCCAUUGGAGGCAACCCAGUGCUUGUACUAGUACUAGUAACACUUACUGUGGAGCUAGUGCUGGUAAUACUGGUGCACAACAAGUGAAGACCCCUAGACUUGUUUUGUCUAUUUUUUGUCUUCUUAUCCUCCUCUUCAUAUCAGGAGAUGUGGAACUUAAUCCUGGACCCACUCUUACAGAUAAGCCCACAAGAGAUGAGUUGGUUGAGUUAUUGAGUGGCUCAAAGUUUACUGCUGGUACUUGGGAACAGUUUGUCUGUUGUCUUCCUAACAUGACACAAGAUAUCGUUACUGGAAUCAAAGAGGGAGGGUCAAUAGAAGAAGACACCAUGAGUGCUGUAGCUCAACACUGUCUUGAUAAUAAUCCUGAUAUAUCAUGGAGAAAAGUCAUUGAUGCUUUGCUGGAUGCUAGUGAAACUACAAUAGCUCGUAAUGUUUUAGACAAGCACUCAGGUACAAGUUCCAGUAAAAAUGUCUGCAGAACAGUAAAGCAAGUCCUAAGAAGUCAUUAUUCCAAGUUAAUGGAAACUACUGAAACUUGCCUUCUAAAAGUAGCCAGUGAGUUGUACAGCAAAAAUUUGAUCAAUAAAGAAGUUAGGCAUUCACCGACUUUUGACAAAAUUGAAAUAGAUUUCUCAGCAAUGGUUUCCUUAUACAAAGGGGAUGCACAAAAGAUGAUGGAGGUGUGUUCCCUUUUUAUAGACUGCCUGUCAACUGCAGGAGGUCCUGCUCAAGAGGAAGCCAUGGCACUAGCUAGAGACUGGGAGAAUGAAGUAUUUAAAGAUCAUGAAGUAUCAUUCUCUUUUGCUAAGGCAGUCACAGAAUUUAUUCCUAAAGAAGUACAGCUUAGCUUUAAUGAUGAUAAGCUAGCAAUUGAGCUUGGGACUAUGCAUAAAAGAUAUGCAAAGCUGAUGACUGAUAUCACUACGUAUUAUGCUUCCAGUGGAAAAUAUGACCCAAUUGUUAUUGCUCGAUGGGUUGAAAAUUAUUAUUCUGAUGAAAAUGACCUUGAUCUGGCACAGGUUGGUGUGACUGUUGAUAAGAUAUUCAAACAAAUGCGACCUCAUCACAGUUUUAUUGAUAUUGAGCUAAUAAGGGAUCUUGUGGAAGAAUACCCAAUAGAUGAUUCAGCAUUGCAAGCCAGGUUUAAUAAAUAUAGAGAAGAUAUUAAUGAAUUUAUUGAUGCAGCAAAAAUCAAUUGUAUUAUGACGUCUAUUAGAUCAGCAAUAAUUGGGGAAAGUACCAAAGUUGAUCCUAAAAUAAUUCUCAAACUGUCUGAAGAAUGGAGCAAGCGAACUGUUUCCCAUCUUCGUGAGCUAUUAAAGUUUUUAUUUGAUGAUGAAGAAAAAUAUAUUACCAUAAAAAAGUUUUUAAAAGGAUCAAUUUCUAUACAAUUUUUAGUAUUUUCCAGACCAGUAAAACCUCUUAUUAUGAAAUCCCAGACUAAAAUUCCCUUCUUGCAUCUUAUUGGUAUAUUUCAAAUAUCACAGAUUAUCAUUACUUCUGAUAAAACUUGGAAUAAAAUUAAAUUACCAGAACACUAA
This is a messenger RNA of Amphimedon queenslandica, 1587 nucleotides long. RefSeq lists its product as uncharacterized. Bases 316 to 1587 code for a protein of 423 amino acids. Lineage: Eukaryota; Metazoa; Porifera; Demospongiae; Haplosclerida; Niphatidae. The transcript is spliced from 4 exons. The record is from RefSeq and is a predicted model, not a curated record.